Molecule: messenger RNA, 1669 nt
Organism: Acyrthosiphon pisum (pea aphid)
Lineage: Eukaryota; Metazoa; Arthropoda; Insecta; Hemiptera; Aphididae
Gene: Stk16
Product: serine/threonine kinase 16
Exons: 7
Coding region: 381-1265 (294 amino acids)
Biological process (GO): protein phosphorylation
Cellular component (GO): Golgi apparatus; cytoplasm
Molecular function (GO): protein serine/threonine kinase activity; ATP binding
Source: RefSeq, a predicted model, not a curated record
UAUAAUAUGAUACUAUCUACUAAAAAAGUAAAAACCGCAAAAUUAUUAAUUUCGUAUUUUCGUCACGAAAUAUAUCUGGUGACACUUUAAAAUUACGUAUACGUUUUACUUAGUUGUCUAAUAUUUUCUUUUCGUGUUUAAUGUUAUAAAAUAAUCGAUACCAAUUAACCAUUAAUGAACGAACUCCAAACCAUUUAGUAAUCAUGGGUUGUGCCUGUGAAAAACAACAUGUCACAAUACAAGAUAACAAAUAUUACGUGCAAGACCAAAUUGGACAAGGCUGUUAAAAGCUUCAAAUGCUAAUUGACCAACGUAAAUAAUACGGGACAACAACAAAGCUAUAUUUUUGCUUGACAUUUUAUAUCAUUGCAAUUUUCUUAAUGAAAUGUAAAAAUGGCUUUAGUUCAGUGUUUCUUGUAAAAAAUACUGAUAAUAGGAAAUUUGUAUUGAAAUGUAUUUUAUGCCAUGAUCAAAAAGACCGUGAAAAAGCUUGGAAUGAAGCCAAGGUCCAUCAGCUUUUACAAAGCAGCGGAAACAAAUAUAUUCUUAAUUUAAUUGGGUGUGAAAUGAUUGAAAAAUCAUUAGAAUUUUCAAAAAUACCAACAGAUACAUUUCUUAUGCUAUUACCUUAUUACAAAAAUGGAUCGUUACAUGACAAUUUAGUUAAACCUCAUUAUCAUAUGGAUUUGAAAUAUGUAUUAAAACAUUUUCAAUUGAUUUGUUUGAGUGUGAAAACAUUUCAUGAUCUAUCUUAUUCACAUAGAGAUAUAAAACCUGCUAAUAUAUUAUUUAAUGAUAAUUAUGAACCAGUGAUUAUUGACUUAGGAUCUUCUGCUCCAGCCAAAAUAACAGUGACCUCGAAAAAAGAAGCACAAGAACUUCUAGAUGAUGUGAAUGAAAGAUGUUCAAUGACAUACAGAGCUCCAGAAUUGUUUAAUAUUGAUAUUAAUUCUGUUAUUGAUGAACGAAUUGAUGUUUGGUCCUUAGGAUGCUUACUGUAUGCAAUGCUUUAUAAAAAGUCACCUUUUGACUUGGUAUAUGAACGUGGAGAUUCUGUGGCUCUGGCUGUGAUAAGUGGAAAAAUAUAUUUUCCACCAAAUUCUAAUGAAAGUGUCAACAGUUUAGUUAAGGUAAUGCUAACAGUAGAUCAUUCCAAAAGACCAUUUAUUGAUGAUAUAUUAGAAUCGGUUAAAGUUGUUGAUGAAUUAUUUGAUCAGGAUUUCAAUGAACAUACAAUUUUAAAAUCAAAUAUUUGUAACGUUUAAAAAUUAUAGUUAAUAUAUACACUUAAUAUCAUAAUAAAAUAAAUUGUUUAUACGGUAGUCCAGCGGUUCUUAAACUCUUGAUAAACACGGACCCCAUACCAAUUUUCUUUUGAAUACCUUUUUUUUUUACAAAAUAUCUCAUGUUAUUAUGAUAAAUAUUUUAAUACUUAUUUUAUAUUACAAAUCACAUAAAUAGAUGGGUACUUCAAUAACACAUUUAUAAUUAUUUUUAUUGCACAUAAUGUUUGAUAAAAAAUGUAAGUUUUAUUUUUACAUAGAUUUGCCGAGGACCACAGUUAAAAAACCGCUGGCGUAGUCUGUUAAUGUUACUAAUAUCGUUUAUAUUACAAUAGACAUUUAGCUAAAACAACGUUUUUUAACCAGAUACAUUUUAUUUUAUUAAA